AUGAACACUGGCAAUUCCGCACCGCAGGUAUCGGGUCAGCCAACUACGGAUCCAUCAACUGCUGUCCCAACUCCAUCAUCGCGCGUCCUCUUCGGUGUGCAAGGCUCGCGAUGGUCUCUUGAAAUCGAACAAAUCGACAUUACAGCUGCACUGAAUGAUCCCGCUUUUUUCCGCGAGCUCAAAAUACGGUACAAGAAGCAUCGAAACUGGAUCAAACGGCUCAUAUCACCAUUUCGCUUUCGAUUCUGCAGAUUUGUCAAGCUGGAAAAGUUCGAUGCUGGGCGCGUCCUGUCUCAAGGCGACGGCCUACCCGACUACCCGAAGUUCGAAAAUGACUACGAAUAUGCCCCGAAACCAGGUACAGUUCCCAUGAUAUCCCCCAAGACAUUUGCAGUCUGUCUCAAAGCCUGCGACAUGAACUGCAAAUGGCCAUUGGUCAACCCAUGGCAUGACUGUAAAAGCGAGUUCGAUAUACGAUCCGACGCCAUCGCGGUCGCCUGGGGACUGGAGGCCGAUCACGCAAUCUCCUUCGCUUUCAUGGCAGUCUAUCACCUCGUGCCAUUACUUGCCGCAUUCGGCUUCUGGAUCUAUUGGCUGAUCAAGUUUCCCGGUGACUGGCAGAACGCUGCAGUGCCAGUGCUGACUGUAUUGGCAAUCUUUGCAGUAUUAUGGGUGCCUUUUGGCAAACAUCUGGGAACAGUCUAG
This is a messenger RNA of Alternaria ethzedia, 705 nucleotides long. RefSeq lists its product as uncharacterized. The coding region runs from base 1 to 705 and encodes 234 amino acids. The record is from RefSeq and is a predicted model, not a curated record. The transcript is spliced from 2 exons. NCBI's taxonomy places the organism in Eukaryota, Fungi, Ascomycota, Dothideomycetes, Pleosporales, Pleosporaceae.